This is a messenger RNA of Arabidopsis thaliana (thale cress), 356 nucleotides long. RefSeq names its product Putative membrane lipoprotein. Lineage: Eukaryota; Viridiplantae; Streptophyta; Magnoliopsida; Brassicales; Brassicaceae. Gene Ontology annotation, cellular component: extracellular region. The coding region runs from base 1 to 267 and encodes 88 amino acids. The record is from RefSeq and is marked reviewed. The transcript is spliced from 2 exons.
AUGGAGAAAAUGGUGUUGAGGAAAGUGGUUCUUCUUGCCAUUUUGUUGUCUCUUUCAUGUUUAUGGGUAGCUAAAGCAUUGGAAGGAGAAUCAAAAGUUAGUGGACAAGUGAGAGAUGAAACACCGCAUACAUGGUAUUGCAAGUACGAUGAUAAUUGUCGUGAAAAUUGUCCAGGUUGUACUAUCACUAAAUGUAACUACGGAGUUUGCAUUUGUUCAAACUGUUACCAUCAACAAUCAGAUCUAGGUGUUGAAUCGCAUAUGUAACUUUAAUAACAACAGUAAUAAUGAUUAAAUAACUACAUAAACUAUUUUUACAUCUUAUUUGAUUUUGGGUUGUUUGAUGCAAAGAUUAU